GUAAGCGAGCUGGACACCUGUUCCCCAUGUAUAGUAUUUAAAUGCAAUUAUUUCAACCAAAACGCCAUUAAAUUAAAAAAAACGACCUAAUUAGGUCUAUCUGGACAUGUCUCUCUUCUAUGUCCUGGGGUCCUGCAUAUUCCACAUCCCUGUGGAGGCCGCGUACGUGGCUGUGCUGGAGUUAUUGGGCCCUCAAUUGAGGCCUCAAUUAGCUCAACAGCCUCCUGAACUGAAAGGCCACCUUCAUGGGGUAUCUGCCUUUUAGACUGUGUAUGCUUCUGCUUCUGCUUUACAUUCAAAGCACGUAAUUCACUUACUUCUUUCUCAAGAAUAGCAGCUGAUUGCAUGCCAAUUUGGCGAUGCUUUAAGAAUCUGAUUUAUUGCAUUCUUAAGCGGACUUGGUGGGCUUCUUGAUCUCAUACAUCCUUUAAUUGAUGAGUAUUGGCUAUUGCUUUUGUAAUUGCAUGUUGUUCAAAGGUGUUUUUG
This is a messenger RNA of Aspergillus glaucus CBS 516.65, 486 nucleotides long. RefSeq lists its product as uncharacterized. The transcript has 2 exons. Bases 107 to 265 code for a protein of 52 amino acids. The record is from RefSeq and is a predicted model, not a curated record. Lineage: Eukaryota; Fungi; Ascomycota; Eurotiomycetes; Eurotiales; Aspergillaceae.